GAAAACAGUGAAUUUAUGAAUGAUUUUGAACUUCUUGAAUCGAUUAGGCAACAUCUACUUGAAGAUUGGGAGUUACCUAUUACAACAGUUUCUGAACAUUCUACUUCUCUUUAUUGCCAGAACAAUAAUAGCGAGACUAAUUUAUUCUCUGAUAAGUGAGAAAAUUUCCCAAUGAAUAAAAAUAACACAGAAAAAACAUUUAUUUACAACAAUCCCAUUAAUGAGCCUUCAGUAUCAGCUAUCAAAAUCGAGCCUGAAGUUAGUGUUAGCAAUAGCAUUCACACCCAAAUGUUUCCUAAUUUCUUCUCUAAUAAUUGGGAACAUUUCCCAAUGAAUGAAAAUGACACAGAAAACAAGUUUAUUUAUAACAAUGCCAUUAAUGAGCCUUCAUCAUCUGCUAUCAAGAAGCCAGGGAGAGAAUGUCGGCUUCAAAAUCGAUGCAUUACAGGGGAGUAAGACAGAGUCCAUGGGGAAAAUUCGCUGCGGAGAUUAGGGACCCAGCGAAGAAUGGGGCGAGGGUUUGGCUAGGGACAUACGAGACGGCAGAGGAUGAGGCCUUGGCCUAUGAUAAGGCGGCUUAUUGGAUUCGGGGUUCACGUGCAUUGUUGAAUUUUCCAUUGAGGGUUAAUUCGGGUGAACCGGAACCGGUUAGGGUUGGUUCAAAGAGGUCAUCGAUGUCGCUAGAGAGUUCUUCGUCCUCGUCGUCAGAAGAUGCAUCGACGAAGAGGACGAAGAAGGUUGCUCAGCUGUAUAAUUGAGGAGGCAGUGGUAAAAAAAAUGUGGGGUAUUUGGGUUUUUUUGAAUUUGUAUAUUUUCAAGCAAUAGGUGUGAGUUCAAUUUUUAUUAAGCUAUUUCCUAAUUCUCUUUGUAGAAAUUUCAUCUUCUCGGGAGAAUUGAAGAAUUUGUGAUUUUGUUCUCCUUUAAACAUUUGGAGUGUGUCAUAUUUUGAAAUUAAUAUACCAA
Molecule: messenger RNA, 963 nt
Organism: Lycium ferocissimum
Lineage: Eukaryota; Viridiplantae; Streptophyta; Magnoliopsida; Solanales; Solanaceae
Product: ethylene-responsive transcription factor 2-like
Exons: 1
Coding region: 420-758 (112 amino acids)
Biological process (GO): regulation of DNA-templated transcription; ethylene-activated signaling pathway
Molecular function (GO): DNA-binding transcription factor activity; DNA binding
Source: RefSeq, a predicted model, not a curated record